AUUAAAAAAUUGAUGCUUUAUUAAAUUGAGAAGUAAAUUGAAAUCUUUUGAUACAUGAAGUGGGGAUUAAUGUAUGUUGGGUUGCCUAAGUGAAGAACAUAAUACACAUUACCAAAGCACUUUCCCCAUUAUAUCACUUUAUCUGAUUACAUUCACCUUGAUAAAUAUUCAACAUGGCCGCUACGGUGACGUUUCUGUUUACAUAAUUUUAUUGUAUUCGUACAGUUACGAUGUAACGAGAAUUCGUCAGUUUUCAGGUGGGAACGCGGCCAGCGCAGUCCCACUGACACUUAGAUCGUUUUGCUAAAAAUAAAUAUACACAAAUCGGUUGUCGGUGAUAUCAACGUCCGAAUAUAUCCGCGAACCGAUUCCUGAAACGCGCGAUUAAUAUUCGACGGAAUGGAUUCGCCAAGAUAGUGGAUACAAAUGUAAAGAACUAGGACGCUAAUUAAACCACCAAUCUCUACCACCACCAACACCCAGUAAUAACAACCACCACAUCUGCGUACAGAGUGUUUAGUGGCCCCGACGUUCAUCAUACACAUUUUAUUAUGAUGUUGGCCCGAUUGUUAUCGCCAUGGGAACACCAGGCGAUAAGGAUAAUGUGUGUAAGGUAGAAUCAAACGAUGAAAAAGAAAGUUCCGAAGAAAAAAAGGAGAUUGAAAAAGUCACCAUGACAGUUUUAACAAAUCUACCAGAAUAUUCCUUAACGUCGUUUGCUGUAGGUUUGGAGCAGGCUCACGUGGAGGAUUUUUAUCCUCAAAUAAAGUACUACGAAACAAGUAGUGCCGAAUCGAAAGUUGCAGAGCCUUCAAAAACAUUCCCAAAUUUGGACGAACCUGGCCCGUCUGGUUUACAAACACCGAAGACGCGAUCCAGUUCGAAGGUAAAUUUGAAACGAAAAAAGGUGACGUCGAAUCCAAAAAAGUCUUUCUCCUGCCAACACUGCCAGAAGACGUUUCAAAAUCCGGCGAGUCUUGCGAAACAUCAACAGAUUCACGGUGGUUCGUCGCCGUUUAAAUGCGAACAUUGCAAGAAAAGUUUUUCGUCGCGAUUCAAAUUAGUACGGCACGUUCUUAUUCAUUCCGAUCGAAAGCAGUUUAGUUGUACGGUUUGUGAACGAACGUUUCAUCGAAAAGAUCAUUUAAAAAACCAUAUCAAAGUGCACAGUCCUAGUAAAAAAAUUUACGUUUGCGAUAAAACCGGUUGUAAAAAAGAAUACACAUCUUUGUUGAAUUAUAAAAAACAUUUAGCGUUGCACGGAGCUGAAGAAGGAAAUUUGAAUUGUUUAAUUUGUUCGCAAAAGUUCGAAACGAAAGAUGAAAUUUUGUAUCAUUUAAAAAUACACGCAGGAUCACGAACCGUGAAAAGUCCGAACGAAAAAAAAUUUACUUGCGAGUAUUGCGACCGACGAUUUUUUACGCGAAAAGAUGUCCGUAGACAUCUUGUAGUUCAUACUGGAAUGAGGGAUUUUUUGUGCCAAUUUUGUCCGCAACGUUUCGGUAGAAAAGACCAUCUCGUUCGUCACAUUAAAAAAUCUCACUCGAGAAAUUGUCCGGUUGAAAAUACAGAAGACUCUGCGAAUCGAGACAUUGUUAUAAAAUUCGAAAUUGAUGAGCCCAAAUCCCCCGAAGACGAGGUACUUCAUACAUUUCUUGGAGCCGAUUCUGAUCCGGUUUCAUUUUUACCACAACAAUCCGUUGAAGAAGUUUUAGGGGAUUUGAACAUCGCCGGAACCGCUGAACCUUCUUUUAUGGUAGAAGAUAGUGUUAUUGGGAUACCGGAUAUAUUAUCUUUACCUAACGAAGAAUCCAGGGAAAAUAUGCCUUUACCAGCGUUUAGUAAGACAUUUCAAUCACCUCCACAACAAUGACAAUUUUUUAUCUUAUUAUUUAUUAUUAAAUCGUGGGGAGGUAAAUAAUACGAAAAAUUUUGUUUUACAUUUUUUCUUAUUUUCGGCAUUUUUAUAUCGUUACAUUAUCUAAAAAUUGCAUUUAAAAAAAUUGUUUUUUCGUUACUUUUUUAUCUAAAAGAACCGGUUCAUAUUCCAAAGUAGAAUUUGUUUAAAAAUAAUCUCGUUUGUUGAUUAUUAAUAUACAGUGUA
Molecule: messenger RNA, 2104 nt
Organism: Onthophagus taurus
Lineage: Eukaryota; Metazoa; Arthropoda; Insecta; Coleoptera; Scarabaeidae
Product: zinc finger protein PLAG1
Biological process (GO): regulation of cytokine production; regulation of immune system process; negative regulation of transcription by RNA polymerase II
Cellular component (GO): nucleoplasm
Molecular function (GO): DNA-binding transcription activator activity, RNA polymerase II-specific; RNA polymerase II cis-regulatory region sequence-specific DNA binding; DNA-binding transcription repressor activity, RNA polymerase II-specific
Source: RefSeq, a predicted model, not a curated record